Messenger RNA from Letharia lupina, 2064 nucleotides. RefSeq lists its product as uncharacterized. Gene Ontology annotation, biological process: formation of translation preinitiation complex; translational initiation. NCBI's taxonomy places the organism in Eukaryota, Fungi, Ascomycota, Lecanoromycetes, Lecanorales, Parmeliaceae. The transcript has 5 exons. The record is from RefSeq and is a predicted model, not a curated record. The coding region runs from base 1 to 2064 and encodes 687 amino acids. Gene Ontology annotation, molecular function: translation initiation factor activity.
AUGGCUCAAGCUGUCAAAGCCCGCGAUGGUAGUGCUGUGAGAAGCGAUUAUAAAGCGAACGACGCAAGCUUGGCGUCAGGCCAUGCUAUGGAAAUAGACAUGGAGAAGAAGCCAAAUAUCAAGCCCCUUGCCCCUCUUCGCUCCUCGGACAGACGCAAAAUAGCAGACCAGAUAAUCAGAGACUUCGACAUAGAGGUGCCUGGCAAUGUUGAAGAGCCAUUAGACAAGAUUCACGAGGCAUCACCUGCCUUGAGCUUGGGUAGCCUACGCAACUCUCUAAUGCCGGAGAACGCCCUUUCAGCCAGGUUCAGCACGACGGCAGGACCUGAUUUGAAGCAGGUUUCUGGGACGGUUUACGCUGGGACACACCCGGGAGAGGAGCAACGCAUACUGUGGUUCAAAAUUGAAGAGAGGCUCAUCCCGACUGUCUACACACUGUGGCGGCAUCCACAACUGGUACCUCUCCUCUACACGCCUGAGAUUGUCUUGAAAAAGCUACGCAGCGGUGCUCCUCUUAUGACGCCAGGCUUGGCUCGCGGACCGCCGUUCCCGUCCAAAGCAAUUAAGGACUCGAUUGUCGCCAUCGCCAGCCUCGACAAGCCCAGCGUGCCUAUGGUCGUGGGGAUCUGCGAGAUCGAUGUUGCUUCUCUGCAAGAGGUGAAAGGCGCCAAAGGACAUGCUGUCCGAGGGGAGCACUGGGAUGGGGAUGAGAUCUGGGCAUGGAGCCCAGCAGGCAAGCCUGGAGGAAGCGCCCCGGAACGCAUUGAAGGGUGGGAUGUGGAUACUACUGAUGCAAGCUUGAGGGGAGGCGUGGAGCACUUGACCAUUGAGGACGACGACGAUGAUGAUGAUGCUGAGGGGGGAGUAUCUCUCAAUCAGGAGCCCGAGCAGCACACGAGACUCGGAUCGCGGAAUGACUUUGUCGAAGGUGAAGACGCUAGGCCAUAUGAGGUAGUGGGAGAGGAGGACAAGGAGUUAUCAACUAAAGACAUCGAUGACGCUUUCUGGAAGGCCUUCAUAUACGGUGUCCACCACCACCGAAACACCCAUAAGAGCGAUCCACGUCAAGGCUUGAACUUCCCAAUUAACCAGUCACUGGUCAUCUCCAACUUCGUCCUGCCAUACUUACCAAUCUACUCGCCUGCCCAGGCGGCAUCCCUACACAUCAAGAAGACAAGCUGGAAGAACGCGAAAAAAUUCAUCAAGGCUCUGGACAAGCAGAAGCUUCUCAAGUCCAAAGACCGUGAUGGAGGCGAAUGCGUUGUUCUGGACAUUGCCUUUGAUGACGAAAUCUUUACUAGUUUCAAGCCUUACAAGUUGCCAACGAAAGACACGCCUGGUGCAGAGUCUGGCGGAGGUGGUGGAGGCAAAAGUAUCGCAGCAGGCGACUCUCCGAGUGACGACUCAAUUGGGCAAAAGCUCCAAAAGAUCAACCUAUUCAGACCCAAGGAGGCGUUCUCGCCAGUCUUCGAAGCAUCCAGUGCCAGUGUCAAAGCGCUCUAUCUGCCCACAGAAAUACGCCCGAUAAUUGCAUCCUACAUAGAAUCUGAAAAUCUGAUAUCAGACAAGAACAAGCGCUUGGUGAACCUCAACCCUAUUCUAGCAAACGCAGUCUUUGACGGCAAUUCCUCCCUAGACCGCGAAGUCAUCGCCAAAGGCAGCGUACCUCGUGACGCUCUCAUCGACCGUAUGUUGCAAGCCUGCUCGCCGUUCUGGGUCAUCCUUCGAAACAACGAAACAAGGGAGACGGUCAAAGCCAAGUCAGGAAAUGCUCCCAAAAUCCAAAUCACGCUUGAGACGCGUUCCGGUAACAAGACCGUGACCAAGCUAUCUGGUGUAGAGGUUUUCCACAUCAACCCGCAACCUCUGGCCGAGGAAUUGCAGAAAGCUUGUGCGAGCUCCACGAGCGUUGGCCAAUUAAUGGGCAGCAGCCCAAAGAAACCGGUACAGGAGAUCAUGGUUCAGGGCCCGCAGAAAGAUGCCGUGGUGAAGGCCUUAGAAAAGAGAGGCGUGAAUAGGCAUUGGAUUGAGGUCUUGGAUAAAACGAAGGGGAAGAAGAAAUAA